Molecule: messenger RNA, 1303 nt
Organism: Ciona intestinalis (vase tunicate)
Lineage: Eukaryota; Metazoa; Chordata; Ascidiacea; Phlebobranchia; Cionidae
Source: RefSeq, a predicted model, not a curated record
AAAUCAAACCUAAUGCAUUGUUACAUCAUAUUACAGGAGCAAUGUGUUAUGUGAUGUCAUACUUGUAGCUGGUGACCUGGAAAUACCGGUGCAUAGAUUGGUGAUGGCUUCGGGGUCGCCUUACUUCAUGGCUAUGUUUAAUGGCAUGAUGAGCGAAAGUAGCGCCGACCGUGUUAAACUGAACGGGAUCGAUGGUAAAGCUUUGCUGCAGUUGGUUGAUUAUGUUUAUACGGCACAAAUACAAGUGACCGAGGAAAACGUACAAUCUUUACUUCCUGCUGCAAGUUUGCUUGAGUUAACCUUUGUUCGUGAGUCUUGUUGUUGUUUCCUUCAAUCUCAACUUCACCCCUCCAACUGCCUCGGUAUUCGACAGUUCGCCGACAUCCACGCAUGUUCCGAUCUCCUUACACAAGCAAGGUCAUUCACAGAGCAACACUUCACCGAUGUAGUUCGAGGCGAAGAGUUUCACAACCUAAGUUGUCAACAAGUUUGUGAAUUAAUCAACAGUGACCAACUGUCCGUCUCCUCUGAGGAAAUGGUGUUUGAAGCAGUAAUAGGUUGGGUGAGAAGCGACUUGGUAUCUAGAUCACAAUACAUGCCGAUAUUACUCGAACAUGUUCGAUUGCCUCUCAUGCCAAGCGAUUACCUUGUCGAGAGAGUUGACCAGGAAAGCUUGGUGAAAAACAACGAUCUGUGUAAAGACUUCCUCAUAGAAGCGAUGAAGUAUCAUCUACUAAGCCCCGAACAUCGAGCUAUGAUGAAAAUAUCAAGGACACGACCAAGAACACCUAAAGGAAUGCCCAAGUCGAUGCUGGUGGUUGGAGGGCAAGCCCCUAAAGCGAUACGAUCUGUUGAAUGUUACGAUUUCAAGGAGGAUCGUUGGCGGCAAGUUUCCGAGAUGAACUCGCGGAGAUGUCGAGCGGGUGUGUCCGUGUUUCAGGUGGGUGUGUCUGUGUUUCAGGGCUGUGUGUGGGCAGUGGGGGGCUUCAACGGCUCUUUGCGCGUACGAACAGUAGAUAAAUACGACCCAAUGACGGAUUGUUGGACAGCAGGGCCGUCAAUGGAAGCGAGAAGAUCAACUUUGGGUGCGGCAGUUUUGCAGAAUAUGUUGUAUGCAGUGGGGGGGUUCGAUGGAUCGUCAGGUCUAAACACAGCUGAAGUUUACGAUCCGAAAACCAACGAGUGGCGAUCCAUUGCCCCGAUGAACACCCGACGUAGUAGUGUGGGGGUCGCUGUUUUGGGAGGUUUACUAUUCGCUGUUGGUGCCAUAAUAAUUGUUCCACCGUAAUAAUUGUUCCACCUA